Linnemannia hyalina is the source of this 1113-nucleotide messenger RNA. The record is from the annotation of a GenBank genome assembly. Lineage: Eukaryota; Fungi; Mortierellomycota; Mortierellomycetes; Mortierellales; Mortierellaceae.
AUGAAGACCCACUAUAUCUCCCUCCUCCUCGUCGCCAUUGCGGCCCUCGUAAACAGCGCCCCAAAUGCCAACGGAUCCCAGGGACGCACACUCAUUGGAGACGAGUUCACAUACCGGACUCAAGGCGAUAGUUCUCAUAGCAACACCCAUACCACCUCUACCACGACCAUAACCAGGAUCCACAAAGAACCGUCACCAGAAGCCGAGCAGUGGAUCAGGGAACCUGGACUCUUUGAUCGUCACGUUACUAGUUCCCCCACCACCAUCGUCGUCUCGGACAUCAAGGAUACACCUGAGCCGAGGCAGCCAUUGGAUCGGCGUGGGUUGCUAUGGGGCGGUAGAUUGACAAGUAUUAACAAUGUAAACGACAACUCUCAGAACUCAAGGACGUAUAACUCUCACGGUAACCAAUCCAAGACGAUUACCAAAGUCGUCUCCACUACCGAGAACAGCAUCGGCUCGCGUGGACGACUUGGUGGGGAAGACAGUUGGUUCGACAUGGGCGCUGAGGAGGAUAAGAACGAAAGGGUGUUGGACCACAGCCAGAGUCAGAGUCGACGAUUCCUGUACGAUUUUCACCCCAACCACAAGUCGCAACUUCAGCCUCGUCAUCAAGGAGAUGAUAUCGGUGUCAGCUCGAUCGAGAAACGGGGGACGACAACAUUGACGACCACUACGACGGCGAUUGUUGAUUUUGAUGACAACGAGUCAAAGAAGACGGUAGAUGACAUUGCGCGUCGAAAUCUUGUCACGAUCCAGAUCAUCACCCAGAACACGAACACGAAUAACAAUGGACACAGCGUUGACACCAGCAGCCACAGCAACCACGUCUUUCCUGUCAAAGUGAUCCAUCGCAACAACAAGAGCAAUAACAAGAGCAACAACAAGAGCAACAACAACAGCAACAACAAGAGCCACAACGACAAGGAGAAGAAAAAGAGCGGUUCUUCUCCUCCUAAUCCUCGCCCUGCUCCCAAAGGGAACACGAAGCCUAUCGUCAAGUCUAACCAAUACAAGAACCACAACAAGACGGCUGAUCAGUCCAAGAAGUCGGCGCACGCCACCAAUAGCAUGAAGACUAGCAACAAACCCCGGCCCAAGCACGCCCAUUGA